AUGGCCGACGAAGCUGAGCGAGAGACCGCACGUCUCUUUCGGGUCAGCAGGACGGCACACGAGCUCGUGCGGGAUCGGGGGUACGCCAUUGCAGACGAGGAGAUCGGCAUGAGCUUGGACGACUUCAAGCAGCAGUAUGCGGCGGGCGGAACGGCGAUCGACAAGGCAAAGAUCAACUUCUCAGCAGCAAAAGAGGGUGCGCCAGAAGAGCAGAUCUACAUCUUUUACGCGGAGGAGGCUUCGGUGGGCAUCAAAACGAUGCGGAAGUGCGUCGAGUUCAUCGACAUCCUGGAGAGUCAGAAGAUUCCUCGAGGAAUUCUCAUCUACAAGACCAGCAUGACCCCCUCAGCGAACAAGGUCAUCACGGCCAUGGCGCAGCAAUUCACAAUCGAGGCGUUCCAGGAGUCGGAGUUGCUCGUCAACAUCACCCACCACGUCCUCGUUCCGAAGCACGAGGUCCUGAAGCCGGAGGACAAGAAACUUCUUCUGCAGAAGUACCGCUUGAAAGACACUCAACUGCCGCGCAUCCAGCUUCACGACCCCGUCGCACGCUACUACGGCCUGAAGCGAGGACAGGUGGUUAAGAUCACGCGGCCCUCAGAGACGGCGGGGCGAUAUGUCAGUUACCGAUUGUGCUUGUGA
Messenger RNA from Rhodotorula toruloides NP11, 642 nucleotides. RefSeq names its product DNA-directed RNA polymerases I, II, and III subunit RPABC1. NCBI's taxonomy places the organism in Eukaryota, Fungi, Basidiomycota, Microbotryomycetes, Sporidiobolales, Sporidiobolaceae. Bases 1 to 642 code for a protein of 213 amino acids. The record is from RefSeq and is a predicted model, not a curated record. Gene Ontology annotation, biological process: DNA-templated transcription. The transcript has 7 exons. Gene Ontology annotation, molecular function: DNA-directed RNA polymerase activity; DNA binding. Gene Ontology annotation, cellular component: RNA polymerase III complex; RNA polymerase I complex; RNA polymerase II, core complex.